Planococcus citri (citrus mealybug) is the source of this 3300-nucleotide messenger RNA. RefSeq lists its product as uncharacterized. Bases 279 to 2987 code for a protein of 902 amino acids. Lineage: Eukaryota; Metazoa; Arthropoda; Insecta; Hemiptera; Pseudococcidae. The record is from RefSeq and is a predicted model, not a curated record. Gene Ontology annotation, molecular function: protein binding. The transcript is spliced from 3 exons.
UCAUUGGCCAAUCUGACCCUGCACUGCACAAUAUGAACAGCAUCACCUGGUGGCUAUUUUUACAUUUUUAUCUUAUUGACCAUGAUAUGAUUCAACAUCUGAUAUGAUUGUGCUAUUGAAGUAUUGACUCAAAUAUCAAUUAUCAUACAGGGUUUGCAUUUUUUAGUGUAUUGACCCGUGACCGAUCGUUGAGAUACUUCAUAGUUGAAUUGAGUAGAUAAAGCUUUGUACAGCCAUCAACUACUGGUGAUCACAACAGUACAGAAGCAACAUCAGAUAUGGCGGAUUCUCAGUUGGAUAAAUCUACGAUCGAUACAACAACUACAACCGAUGGCGAUAACCAUUCUAGCGGUGAUGUCCCCGCUGUCACACUUGACAACGAAUCGUGGGAGAAUUUUAAAAUAACCAAGUCGACAGAUGCCAAUGACAAAGAGCACGAUUUCAAACUGUUAUUGGAAAAUCCACGAAAAAGUAUCCUCGGCGAUACUUGGAUUUGCACCGAAAAAGGCGAUAAAUAUUACUUGGAUCGAGCAGUCUUGGCUUCCAAAUCAAACUACCUUGCGAGGCUGUCGGAAGGCAACGUAAAAGUAGACAUGGGAGCAAUGAUUAUGAGUAUAAUUCAUGAAGACGACAUGUUAUCUCCCAUCAUUGAAGUAAUGUACGGAAAAGAUUUAAAAAUCGUGAUAUGUGAGAGUAAUUUCGUCGACUUGUUAAAGAACAUGUGUCAUUUAGAGAUGCAAGUCGAUUUAGACGUAUUCAAAGAGUUCAUCGAAGAAACAAUCAUACCGAAGAAGGAAUUAUGUCACGAAAUGAUCAAGUUAUAUAUUUUUUUACUCAACUCGAGAGUGGUGGAAGAAUGCAAAUGUGAUUAUUUACUACCAACCGUUAGUCAUUAUUUCUCUGAAAGAUUGUUCGAAGCGUACGAAAUAAAAGAAUUUUUAUCCAUGCCCUACGAAGGACUACUCCGAGUUCUGUUACAUAAAAACAGAGAUGAAUACCAAGAUGAGGUUUUAGUCGGUCAUGUUUGUGCAAAAUGGAUUUGUCACGACUUUGAAACUCGUGUCGACAAAUUGAUCAAAUUGGUGAAUGCGACCAAACAUCGCCAUGGAAUAUUCCGUUAUUGUGGUGCAGAUGAGGAGCAAUCUAUAAUGGAUAUUUUGAAGAAGAUCGAUGAAAAUCUCAGAAUGCAACAACUGAAAAAAUACUUCAACGAGUUGUAUCAUUACUAUGGUGAUAUUACGUUUGAUUGUUCGCAGUUGGCCGAUGAAAUAUCAGACGAAUCUCAGAAUCGUAUCAUAAACGUCAUCGACCUACCUAGCAGAUGGGCCACUUUUCUGGAAAAAGGACGUUUCUGUGAUCUCAUCAUCGACGUCCAUGGAUUUCCUUGCAAAUUGCACCGUAUCAAAUUGCUGUCCGCAUCGCCGUUCUUUUACGAUCUUUUAACCAAGAACAACAGAUCAUCGGAUUUUCUAGUCAACGAAAAUUCUGAAAAAGAUAAAUCGAUAAUCGAGACACAUACAUUUGAUGAGAUCGACGCAGUAACUUUUGAAAAAAUAAUCGACUACAUUUACGAAGGAGAAAUCGAGAUCACUUCGCAAGAUCUUAUAAUGAAUUUACUCCAAGCUAGCAAGUUUUUGAAGAUAGAUGAUCUAUAUGAGAAAUGUCGUUCCUGGAUCUUAGAUAUUGAUAAUGAGCUCCAUAUUACUGGUGACUUUUUCGAUUUAUUUCAUUACCUUUAUGAGAAUGAACGGAAUUCAGAUCUGUAUAACAUUGUAGUCGCUUAUAUUCUUGGAUAUUGGCCAGGCUUCGAAGAUAAUAAUGCCUUCAAAAACGUAUCCUUGGAAGUUCUGAAAGAAAUCGUCGCAAUACCCAAAUUAGAAAUGGAAACAUCCGACGAAGUUGUCGACCUGUGCUCGAAAUGGAUCUUUCACGAUAUGGAAAAAAGAUACCAUCACAUGUACGAGAUCGCCAAAGCUGUUAAUCGAAAUUACACCGUGAAAAUUGAUCCGCUGAAAUUAGAAACACUUGAAAAUUCUGCCGAUUAUUCGUUAGAUUGGGUUAAAAAAUCCUUCACGGAGAUCCUGCAGUCCACUGCUCUUGUGCCAUCGAAUUGCGAUCCAUUUUUCAGGAAUGAUCAGAAACCCCGUUUUAUUGGCGUCAAAUCUGAAGGAGCGUUGAGCAUUUUGAAUGAAUAUUUCAGCGAAAUCGUUUCCAUAAACCUGAAAGGUUUGCCUACCUAUUCGACACAGCCUAAUACUUCAGUUAAUCGUCAUUCAGCGACUAUCAUCGAUGAUAAAUUAUUCGUACUUUUUAAUAUCGAUAAAGAAUUCUAUUUUUCUGUUCAUCUUCCGACUACGAGAUCGCAAAAAUUCAUUUCGUUGGCUACCGAUGUCAGAAUGCAUUCGUCAGUCGAGUAUACGAUUUUUACCUGCGACGAUGAAAUAUACUACUCUGCGGGUCUACUUAUACUUAAAUAUUGCUUCCAUUUGAAUCGAUGGAUUACUGUUCGGAAACCGCGAAGUAAUGAUGGUAAAACGUGGUUUACGAGUGAUGGAAAAGUCCGGUUCACAAUAUCCUUGAAAAAACCAGUGAAUCAAGGUUGGUCCAAUGUUCUUCGGGCCUAUGUUUUCGAUUACAAGACAAAAACAGCGAAGUUGUUGCCAAAUAUGCCUAUUAAGCCAUCACUCGUGGUAAAGGAACCUGAAAAAUGGGAUAAUUUACCUAUCAAAGUGAAUGUAAUCAAGAAUGACCUUUGCGUCUUGUUCAAAUCAAAGACUUUCUUUUUUCAUUGGAAAAGUCAAACUUGGAGUAGUAUUGAUAAUUUGUAUGAAGACUUCACCACGUUUACUGAACGUGCUGACGAUAUUUUGUUCAUUUCUACCAAGAAUGGAGCUCAGCUGUACUCUCCUAAUGACAAAAAAUGGAUCGCAGAUCAAAAACUGGAUAACUUCGAGAGUAUUUCUGCCGUUCAUACAAUUAUGAAAUGAUCCGUUGGCAUGAUUGCUUUAUCGUCGCUCAGGCUUUUUUUUGAAUAAGUAAGGCGUUUAUUUUUUUAUUUUUGAUAUUCCAAGUUUUUCUUGGUAAAUGAUAUUUCAAUGUUUUUUGAUUCGGAAUUACGAUUUUAUGUGCUGAGUGAUUGUAAAAAAUUCCGGAUCUUAUGCAUACCUGUACGUAAAAUGAGUUCACUGUUUAUUCGUAAAGCUAAACAUAAAUUUUCAAUUCUAUGUACCGAGAUAUUUUUAAGGUAACGUAUUUACAAUUUUGUUCGUUUCAUUAUAAUUAAUUAAUUUGAUUUUGUUC